Messenger RNA from Zingiber officinale, 2620 nucleotides. RefSeq lists its product as uncharacterized. The transcript is spliced from 4 exons. The record is from RefSeq and is a predicted model, not a curated record. The coding region runs from base 92 to 742 and encodes 216 amino acids. Lineage: Eukaryota; Viridiplantae; Streptophyta; Magnoliopsida; Zingiberales; Zingiberaceae.
UAAUUUUUCUUUCUUUUCGUUUUUUUUGGUCGCUAGGAAGAAACUUUGAGAAGAGGCCGCGUCGAAGUGAGAUCUGCUCUAGCGCGACGCGAUGGCUCAGGGGCAGGGCGAAUCGGAGGCGGCAGCGGCGGCGGCAGCAGAGGCAGUGACGGGACAGCAGCAGCAGCAAAAGGGUUACGCGGUGGAGUUGUACUUCGAUCCGGCGCUGGAGAACCAGGUGCUGAAGGCGUGGAACGUCCUCGCCCGCCGCCAGAUCAGCACCAAACUCAUCGAGAUCUCAGCCCGCCCCCAUCUCACCCUUCUCUCCGUUCCUUCCCUCGAUCCGCUCCGCCUCCAGCUCCCCAUCCGAACCCUCGCCGCCCGCCUCGACCCCCUCCCCCUCUCCCUUUCAUCCGUCGGCGCCUUCCCUUCCACCUCCCCCUCAGACGCCGGAAAAGGAGGAGGAGGCGUGCUAUUCCUCGCCCCUACCCCAUCCGCCGCCCUCCUCCACCUCCACUCCCAGGUGUGCGACGCCCUUCGCAAGGAAGGGAUCGAACCGCCCGAGGAGUUCCGCCCUGAUUCCUGGGUUCCACAUUGCUCCGUCGCCCAGGAUGUGCCACGGAACCGCAUCGCUGACGCUUUCUGCAUCCUUCGGGACCUCAAGCUGCCUGUCUCCGGGUACGCCAUGGACAUCGGACUCGUCGAGUUCUCCCCUGUGCAGGAGAUAUUCUCCUUCCCUCUCGGAAGCAAUUCUGAAUCUUGAGGUAAACAUUUGAAGGGCAUCAACAAUUCGGGCAGGUAGAAAGAGCUGCGAGUACAUCAUUUUGGUGUUUACUUUUGUGGGGCUUAUUCUUCUAAUCCAGUAUUUAUUCAAGCCAUAAAAAUGAAUAGGAAUAUUUGAUCUUCUUGAAUGAUGUAUGAAGUGUUCAACUUAUCUUGAUUAGGUUUCCUGCAAGCAUUUGUAUGCCACUAAAUUGGUGUCUUGUACCAGUUCUCUGUUUAUACAAUUUAGAGGCAAUGAUCAAUUUGCUGUCUAAAAUAUAAUCAUUUCUUUAUGCUGAUGAUAAAAUAAAUAAAUAUAGAGCACAAAAUGUACUUUCACUGAAUCUGAGAGUUAUUUAUUUCUUUGUAAUGUUAUGUCAAAACACAGAUAUACAAGUUCAUACAAAAUUAAGGAAAUUAAUUUUUUAAACCUAUAAACAAUUACCUGAAAUUAUUCGUUGUAGUUAAAGAGUUUACAUAAAUAAAAUUAACGAAAAGAUUCAUGGAAUGGUUAGUCUUUUUUAAAUAAAGAAUAGCAUUUCAGUUUAUGUGAGAAGGCCAAUAAUUGUUCUUAGACUUCUAUCAAUGAAAGUCUACAAAAUAGGGGUGGAUACCAUAAAAAAAAAAAUUUUAAACCGAAACUAAACUGAACAAUUCAAUCAAGAUUCAAAAUCGAAUUGCUACUCCAAUAUGAUUUAAUUUCUUGAAUUGAUGUGUUAUUUUUUAGUAGUAAAUUGACAUGUUUUAGGUUUAUUUUAUGAUCCUAAACCUAACAAAACUGGAUUAACACUAAAAUUCCUAAGCAUCUUAAUUAUAAUGUCAGACCAAGUCUUAGAGAUGGAGACAAUCACUGGUAUAAAGAUUCUCACAUAUCUCUGUGCCAAGUUCCAGUGUGUUCUUUUGUCCUAUUUUUCCCAAAUGAUUGUUUGUUCUUGAAUUGGCCUCAACUUCGAUUUGCUUCAGCUAUUUUUCCCAAUUGAAUUGGCCUCCAUUGUUCUUGAAUUGUCCUAUUUUGAGAUCAUAUUGGAUUCUAGAUGAUGAGAUCAUAUUGCAAUGUUUAUGUUCUAAUUCAUCUCCUUCCUCCUCAUCCAUCACAUUGCCAAUUGGCUCGUUCUGCCUAAUUUGUUCAUAUAUUAUAAUCGCGUAAAGAGCUUUGAGCCAGUCUCUGCCUCCUUUCUCAUUAAAUAAGACAAUCAAAGCAGCGCAAGGCAUGCAGCAGCUGCAGUCGGUCGAAUGCUCCGUUCUUCCUUAGGCAUGCAGUUUCCUCCGUCAGGAGAAGGGAAGCAGUAGGAGAAGGAGCGAUGGGAAACUGCCAGACAGCCGCCGAUGCGGCGGCGGUGGUGAUCCAACACCCCGGAGGGAAGGUGGAGAGGCUGCACUGCCCGACGAUCGCCGCGGAGGUCAUGAGGAGCAACCCGGGCCACCGUGUGGCCCUCGUCACGCUCUGCGCCCCGGCGGAGGAGCGGCAGGACGGCGGUCGGGUCACCAGGGUGAGGCUGCUCGGUGCCAAGGACGUGCUCCUGCUCGGCCGGGUUUACCGGCUCGUCACCUCCCAAGAAAUCGCAAAGGCUCACGAGAAACUGAAGAAGAGCCGAGCUGAAUUGGUGAGGAAACAGGGACACGAGCAACAGAUAAGAGAAGGAACAGGAGAGGAUUCAGAAACAAGAUGUGAGAUAGCAAAGCAAGAGAGGGGUGGGCAGAGGACCAUCACAGAGGUUAAAGUGAGAGGGAGACAUUGGCGCCCUUCUCUUCAGAUCAUCUCAGAAAUGUCGAGCUGAUUGUGUGUUUACAGUGACCAUGAACAUAUGAAAAUAUUGUUGUUGAGAUGAAGACUUGUAAUUUGAAGCAUCUUAUUGGAGGAAAUGAUUUAUUUUCUGAA